AUGCCUACAACACUCGGCGCACUCACGCCAUGGUUGCACCGAGAGUUCCUGUCGCAACGCAAUGCAUACGGUGACAGCUUGCCGACAACAUCGGUCGAGGAAGGGAAGCGGGUGCAGCUCAUCCGGGCGACUGGCAUGACUGAGGAGGAUGGCGAGACCCUCGUCUGGGCCGAGAUGAGCGACGGCGAGCUCUGGAUCGACUGCUGCAUCCCGCUCUCGCUCGCCGAGCAGUACAACAGCAAAUCGGCCAGAACCUUCGCCGCCUCUUCUCAGUCGAAAUGCAUCUUCCGCCUGCUCUCAUGGUGUUUCGUGAUCGCCUCGCCUCUCAUUCCCUCACACGGUCAGCAUUCUCCUCGCAAAUCGUCCACUCUCGCGACUUCCUCGACCGCGACACCACGAACUCAAGCCCCGCGAGUCUGCCUCCGCAUCGACAGCUUUAAACACUUCGGCAUGGGCGAAGGCACGAUGCAAGCCGAUUGCAAACCGUUCAGGAACUUCACGCCUGAUGUGGGGCGCGUGCGAGGGGAAGGAAAGGAGGAUAUCGCGAAGCGGGAGCGGGAGAAGCGGGAACAGGAGAGGGUUGCUUGGGUUCGCAGACUGGAAGAGCGGGCGCGAGGGUCGGGCGAGGGACAGCCGAAGGACGAUGCGCUAGCUGUCCCGGCAGAGCAGGUAACCUUUGUGGACGAUCUUCCUCGACCUUCGACAGCGGCGAGUGAACCUCGCAGAACCACUCAACAAUCACCUGUCGCAGCUGUUCACCCGCAUGCCGCUCCUCCUGCAGCGCCUGCCGCACGUCCCGGCUGGCCGGCCGACAAGGACGCACUGCUACCUCGAAUCGAUUUUGGCGAAGUCGAGGCGCUGCUGAACCGCUACAAGCGAAAGCAGGGAGCUCAGCAUGAGGCGCCGGUCGCAAAGGACAAGGGGAAAGGAAAGGCGAAGGCGGUCGAGCCGGAGCCUGCACACGCUCACCCUGCGGCCCGGGCCAUGCCUGCGGAUCCGACCAUUGGCGACGAUGGCGGCUGGACCUCAGCUUCGGCUCUCCUAACGCGCAAGAGACCCAGGGCGUCGUCUGCUUCGAUGUCUGCGGCGCCUCGACCACUCGCUCCAUCUGCUGCUGCCACAGCGAAUCCUCCUCGUCCAUCGCCUCCCCAACCUGCUCCGCCUCUCUCGGCCAGUCCCUCGCGUCGACGAAGAGAUGCAAGUCAGCCGGCCGCUGUGCGCUCGCCAGCUGCUGGCCGUCCUUCGCAGCCUUCCGAUUCGCCUCGCUCGAAGAAGGAUGACGUCACAGCACGACAGGAGAAGGAGCUCGUGGAGAUGGCAAUCGAUACGGUGGAGGAGAAAGCGGUGAUGGACGAGGAUCUCGAGGAAGACGUUACCGGCGCUCAAGCGAUCCCGAAGGUCGACAAGGGGAAGAAGCGGGCGUCGCCGUCGCCCUCGCCAGCUCCCUCUCCCUCACCUUCGCCCUCGCCACAUUCAGUACGCCACGACGAUGUUGUCGAGCUAGCAGCCCCUUCUCCCAAGCGACGGCGGUCCUCCCACUCCGACUCGAACCCUCCGCCUCGCUUCGUCCCCGUCAUCCCCCUCGACAUCUUGGACUACACGCUGUGGUGCAGCAUGAGGGGACUCGUAGCGUGA
Rhodotorula toruloides NP11 is the source of this 1635-nucleotide messenger RNA. RefSeq lists its product as uncharacterized. The coding region runs from base 1 to 1635 and encodes 544 amino acids. The record is from RefSeq and is a predicted model, not a curated record. NCBI's taxonomy places the organism in Eukaryota, Fungi, Basidiomycota, Microbotryomycetes, Sporidiobolales, Sporidiobolaceae. The transcript is spliced from 4 exons.